AUGCAUGGGCAUGCAUUUGGUGUGGAGACCAAGCGCAGUCUGGAAGAAAGAGAAAAGCGGCACAAUAGUCACAAAGAGCAGUUGGCGCGGGAACACCGCUACCUCAAGCGGCGGCUGACGCAGCUGUGCGCGGCUCCGCGGGACACGCGCAGCAUAUCCGAGAGCUCCAUGACGCAUGCGCACGCGACGCGCGCGGACUCCUUGUCCUCAUUGGAGUCGUCGUCGGGUGUCUCCACGGCGGAGCGAUCGCCAUCCUCAGUCUCUGAAAGUGACGAGGUGGACGUGAUCGGCUACACGUCGAACCAGAGCGACAGCGAGUCGCUGGUGUCGGGCCACAGCGGCGACAGCGGCGUCGGCGUGCCGGCGCGGCGACUGCGCGCGCGCUCUCCGUACCACACGCACGUGACGCACGCGCACGCGUCGCACGUGUCGCACGCAUCGCACGUCUCCAGCGCGCACACUCGCACCAGGCGCGCCGCGCGCUCCACGAGAGUCUAGGUGGGAGGUGCGCGGCGCGGGAUGUUCGCGGGGUGUUCGCGGUAUGUUCGCGCGAUGUUCGCGGGGUGCUCGCGGAGCCGGCACUGUCCGCCCGACGUUAUACAUGCGUAACGUUAACUGUAGAACAUUUUGUUGAUAUGUACUAAGGCGAAUGUUGUUUCUGUGACUGAACGGUUACCGCCAGCGACGGUUCCACGCGACAGAGUGACUCGACGGCGACACCUGCGCCCGCGCCGCAACAUUACCACACGUCACACAACGCAACACACUCAUUACACAUCUGACCAUCACCAAGUACAAAAUUGCCAAAAAUUUACAUUCAAAGUAUAUUUCGUUUCAGAUUUCUUUUGUGUUUGUGUCCCGGAGCCUGGCUCCGGGGAUUGCGCCUUACACCAUUUGUUUUAUUUUUGUAAUUUUAUUUUUCAUGACGUCACUUAUUCCAUUGUCGUGUUAUGAACACUAUUAUGUAUGUGAAAAAUCAUUAUAUUUUAUUAUUUUUAAAUCAUGUAUUUAAAAAUUAAAUUUUGUGGAUUUCGAAAUUGUUACCGGUAUUUGAAAUGAGCAAGUUUUAGGAAAUAUUAAAUUAGUUUUGAUUUGGCAACGUGACAUUUUUAAUUGGCAAUACUAAGGUCUAUAGUUGCUACAUCAAAAUUCAAAUUCCAUUAAUUUUUUUAUUAAAUUUAAUAAAAUAUUGGUCCUUUCAUUCUGUAUUUUGCUUAUGUCGAUAACAGUUUUGAAUUCUGCGCAUGACGCAAGGGCCCAAAGUAUGCUAGUGAUCAGCGAGCAACAUUUUCACGAAGCUCUCAUAUUAUUGCCAGCAUACCAUAACCCAAUAUUUCCUUUACGACCUAAAACGAGCACUUUUAUUUUUUCAUUAUUUAUUUAUUAAAAAUAAUUCAUAUUGGACAUGAUCGAAUGUAAAUUUUUAUAACGUUUUUAGGAGAAAUUUUUUUUGGAAGCAACCUCUCUAGGUACUUAUUGUUAUCGAUUUCCACGAAAUGAGAAAUAAUAUUAAUAAAAAGAAAUGCUCUACGCAAAUGUUGUAUAGAUACUUUAUAUUUUGUAUAUAAUUAUUUUUUUCUUGUAUAUUAUUAAAAAUCAAAUAGUUUUUAGAUCUGUGGAUGUUUGAUUGACGGUUCGAGACAAUUUGGGUAAAACUCGCAGACGCGGCUUCAGGUUAACACUUUGAGGUUAUUUCACUAUACAAAUUGAAUGGGAGGUUGCGUCCCCCCGUGAACCCGAACUGAAUCCGCGGCUGUCCACGUAAUACGAGAAGACCCACCAAAAAUUAUUAUGUUUUAAUUUAAGUAAUUGUCUAACAAUUUAUUUCCAUCGUUAAACAGGUACACUAACGAUUACGUUGUGGCUAUGAGAUGUAACUUUAACUAUAUGGGCGUAACUAUGGACAAUAUUGUAUACUAUGUUGAAAUAUAAUAUAUUUUUACCAAAAGUAGUUUUUAUUUUAAUCUGGUAACACGAACAUUCGGGUGUCAUUGAGGGCUAUCAGAAAUAAAGUUAGCGAAGAUUUAUUUAGUUUUACCAGACCGAUGUAAACUACUACAGUAAAGAAUAUAAUAUAUUAGAUUUAUGAGUGCUUCAUUUCGAACACCAAGCUAGUUUCCCUAACACUUAUAAUGUUCUUGUUAAUGCACAUCAUUUGGCACAUUACCUAUCAGCCUUAAGUUAGUUUUAAAGGUUGCAAUUCUUUCUAAUAAUAAAUUAAUUAAAAUUGAAUCUUUGACGAACGUGGCAGAUGUUUACAAUCCCAAUAUUGCCAAUUACAUUCUAAAUUAUCUUCGUUUUAAAGUUUUUAGUUACGUCCAUAUAUUGCUUUAAUAACAAAAAAAUCGCGGCAAAUCUAAACCCUAUGGCUAAUGUCAUAAAAACGAAAUACGAUUGCACGCAACAGACUCACUAACAUCGUAUUUGUUAAGUAUUAAUAUUGAGUUUUAUUGAUCUCAGUUCAUUGUCACACGAGUCCUGUGUAAAUGAUUCGUUGUUACCGAAAA
This is a messenger RNA of Manduca sexta (tobacco hornworm), 2507 nucleotides long. RefSeq names its product max dimerization protein 4-like. The transcript is spliced from 4 exons. The record is from RefSeq and is a predicted model, not a curated record. Lineage: Eukaryota; Metazoa; Arthropoda; Insecta; Lepidoptera; Sphingidae. Bases 1 to 498 code for a protein of 165 amino acids.